Molecule: messenger RNA, 795 nt
Organism: Penicillium angulare
Lineage: Eukaryota; Fungi; Ascomycota; Eurotiomycetes; Eurotiales; Aspergillaceae
Product: oxidoreductase, short-chain dehydrogenase/reductase family
Exons: 4
Coding region: 1-795 (264 amino acids)
Molecular function (GO): oxidoreductase activity
Source: RefSeq, a predicted model, not a curated record
AUGGCAUUCCCAUACCAGCACGUUCUAUUCAUCGGUGCCACUGCAGGCAUUGGUCGAGCAAUGGCCGAUCGCUUCGCUGAAACGGGCGUCAAAGUUACUGCUAUUGGACGUCGUCAAGAACGACUUGAUGAGUUUGUGGCCAAACAUGGCGCUGACAAGGCCAGCGGUGUCGCAUUUGAUAUUUCUCAAGUUGACAAGAUUCCUUCUUUUGUCGAGAAUGUUCUACAAGUACACCCCGAUAUCGACAGUGUCUUCCUCAAUGCAGGCACUCAAAGUGUCAUCAACUUGGCUGACCCCAAGGGCUUCAACUAUGAGAACUUUAAGCAGGAGUUUGAUUUGAACUUCUAUAGCCUUGUCGCUCUUACCCAUGCUUUCAUCCCUCACUUCCUAAAGAAAGAGAACCCUACAAGUUUCAUAUUCACUGGAUCAAACCUCUCUAUUAUUCCCGGCGCUACACUAUCUGCAUACUGCUCGUCCAAGGCAGCCUUGAAUGUAUUCACACUUUGCCUGCGCGAGAACCUCCAAAACACAAAGACCAAGGUUAUCGAAGUUUCUCCUCCUCCGGUGCAAACUGAGCUUCACGAUUAUCUUGGAGAAGAGAAAGGUCGCGCCUUCGGUAUGCCGCUUGACCAAUUCACUGAUGCAGCUCAUAAGGAUCUUCUGGCGGGUCAAGAUCAGAUCAUUAUUGGUGCCAUUGGACCAGCUGAUAUCUUCAAAGAGAUUGUCGAUAAGCGUCGACAGGGCUUUGAGAAUCUUGCUGCUCACAUGAGAUCCAUCGCUGCUGGUAAACAUUAG